AUGUUACGUAUAUUACACUACUUUCUAACACUUUGUGGUUUUCGUCACGUGUGUUUUAACUGUUCCUCGCCUUUUCCAAUUGCUCAUUUUAAUAAAUCGUGUGUGUAUCUCACCUGCUCGCACACACAAGUCAUUGAUUCUGGCUGGCCAUGUAGACAGCUUUAUUGUUUCCUCCACGACCACUUCCUUUCUAUUUACUGGUGGAGUCGCGAGGACUGGUUACAAUUCAGCGAGCACGAGCUGUUCGGUCAGUCGGAAGUCGCGCUGUUCUUGACGGGGGGCUGACGUGGUGUCACCCGCUGAACUCCUCAAGGGAUUCCAGUCAGUUAAAAACGGACUCUUUCAACUUUGUCCUUCAGUUGUAAGCAGGCAAGAAGACGACGGUGUGGACUCAUAAACUCCUCUGCUGAAUGCUGCUAGUAGUAGUACAACUGAUUUGUUGAUAGGGGGGAAAAGUAGUGAAGUUUAGGAAGACUUUUCGCCGAGUUGGUUGUGUGUGUUUUGGAACGAUUUUCGAGUGAGGUUUCCUUAGUUUCAACAAGUUGAAGCUUAUGACCGAACAUCACUGGACGAUGUGACACUGCUGGACUAGUCUGUUGAUGUGAUUGUUGUGACAGAAACAAUCUGUAUUUUUUUUUCACGAGGAUUUGGGGUGUUUUUUUGAACGCCACUUGUGAAGUCUUCACUUUUUUUGAGAGGGCAACCAAUUUUGGUCCCUCGGAACAACCAGCAAGAUGCUGCUUCAUUCAACAACUGACUCGUUCUUGAGCAAACUCUCCCCCCUCCUCCUUGUACUUUGCUCCUUGCCCCUGAGUGGGGUCCACUCACAGAUACCUGGGUAUGAAGUCCCGAGUGUUAGCUAUAACUUUGCCGGGGAUUUGGGCUUCGCUGCCCCUCAGCCUGCACCCGCCCCCGAAUCCGAAGAAACUGCCCCGCCUCCAAAUUCUGGCUCGUCACUAACUUUCGUCUUUGACAGUACUGGCUCAAUGUUUGACGAUUUAGUCCAAGUUAUAGAUGGAGCUGAAAAUAUUUUGAACACGGCUAUGUCUAGGAGGGAACAACCACUGAGGAAUUUUGGACUUGUGCCAUUCCACGAUCCUGACAUCGGGCCGGCCACCAUCACGACGGACCCGGACAAAUUCGUGGACAAACUCCGCAGUGUUUACGUGAGCGGGGGCGGAGACUGUCCGGAGGCGAGUAUAGGGGCCAUCCUCCAGGCCUUACAGAUGAGCUUACCGGGAUCCUUCAUCUAUGUCUUCACCGACGCUCGGUCCAAGGAUUACCACCUGGUCAACGAAGUCUUGAAAACCAUCCAAGAAAAGGAGAGUCAGGUUGUGUUUGUCAUGACGGGUGAUUGUGGUAACCAUUCUCACCCUGGUUUCAAAGCCUAUGAACAGAUCGCUGCUACCAGCUCAGGACAAGUCUUUCUUCUCAAUAAAUCGGAUGUGGAUGAGGUUCUGAAAUUCGUAGAAAUCUCCCUGCAGUCCAGGAAGGUCAACCUGAUUGGAACCAACCACGAAGAGGGCACCAUCACUGCCCACUCACUGCCCAUCGACUCACGCCUCAGCCAGAUCACGUUGUCUGUUAGCGGGACCAAUCCGUUCAUAGAGCUACACGAUCCUACAGGGAGAAAAAUAUCAGUUGGCGACCCAGGCGUAGAAAAACAACUGGAUUUAGAUAACGUUUAUAUAUUAAGUAUAAAAAACCCCAAGCCCGGCUUAUGGUACCUACGGGCCGGCGGCAGCGACGUGCACACGGUCCGUGUGACCGGCCUCAGCCAAUUAGAUUUCAGCUACGGAUUCUCCAAAAAGCCGACGUUGAAUAUUAACAUGACGUCACACCGGGCUCUUGUAGGGCUCGUCUACAACCUCCUGAUUGAGGGCAAGGAGCUCCUUCCUCCAGGCAUCUUCCGUCGUCUGGACUUCCUCGAUCUCCAAGGCAACACCAUUGCCACCUACCCCCUGACCGAGAUGGACCAAAUGAGGGCGCUGUACACCGUCUCCGACAUCAUCUCUCCGGAGGGGUUCUAUUACAUCCGUGUGAGCGGGGUUGACAAUGAGGGGUACGAGUUUCAGCGGAUCACCCCAACGGCACUCGAGAGCUUGAAACCUGACCCUCCUCGAGUCAAGAUGUCGCCAUGGACACCAGGUUACUAUGGCUCCACAUCGGUCAUCACGUGUAGCGUGGAGAGUCUGAUUCCGUUCAAUGUCUUCUGGACCAGGGACGGACAGGUCAUCAGUGAGCCAACUCAUUACAGUGAGACGGCCGAUGCCACCUAUGAAAUUCAGAACUCUGUGACUGCCAACGAGGGUUUCUAUGGCUGUAAUGCGACCAACGCAGAGGGAUCCAAACGAGCUGAAACUUACUUGGACAUCACCGAGGCCCCGCCCAUCCUGGCCACCCCCGAGAAUGUCACCGUCACGCCAGGUGAGAAUGCCAUCCUGUCCUGCAAAGUGGUCUUCAGUGCCGUGGAGUACAACAUGACCUGGGACAAGCCCAACUCCUUCGUCUCCUUGGCCAUCCACAAUCGCGUCUCUCAACUCCAGAACGGUUCCCUUCACAUUAGGGACAUCCAGUUGGGUGACUCGGGCCGGUAUCGCUGCAUUGCGGCCAAUGAAGGGGGGCCGUCUUAUGAAAGCGUCCACUUGUUUGUGCAAGAAAGGGCAGUGGCAAGAAUCUCCGGAGGCAAUUUGACCUUCACCAGCGGCCAGAACUUUUCCAUGACCUGCACGGCCACCGGCUUCCCUGUUCCUCAACUCACUUGGCUGAAAGACGGCCGAGAAUUGCCCACAAUUCCUGGCCUCAUCAUCGGUCCGGAGGGGAGACUGACGUUCAUCAACGCCAGCCCUGAUGUCCAGGGCAACUACACUUGUAUCGCGUCCAACAGUGCUGGAAUAUCUGGGAUGUUGUCUACAGUCAGUUACAUAGAGAAACCCACCAUCAACAUGCCCACCCACCACAAGCUCGCCACGCCCGGCGCCCUCUCAACCUUCCUGCACUGUCCCUCCACCGGUAUCCCGCCACCUAUGUUCACCUGGUUCAAGGACGGGUAUGACCUCAGCGCCAUGAGUUUCAUCACGGCUCACAGUAACGGAACGUUGGAGAUUCUGUCGGUGCAGAUCAUUGACAAAGGAGUGUAUACCUGUGUGGCUACCAACCCGGCCGGAAAUGACACAGCGUUUAUAACUCUGGACGUUGGAGCUCGUCCGACCAUCUUGACCAUACCAGCGGACAUCGGUGUCCAGUACGGCCAGAAUGUGACCAUGACGUGUAUGGCUCGAGGCACACCCCUACCGGUCGUUACGUGGAGGAGGGUGGGUGGUGUUCCCAUCGACAACAAUCCUCGUUUUCUUGUGCAGAGCAACGGAAACCUCAUCAUUAGAGACAUUAAUAUCGACGAUGCUGGGACGUACGUCUGUGAAGCGAUCAACGAGCAUGGACGAGAUGAAGUAUCUGCUCAAAUACGCAUCACUGGUCUGGUUCGUCCCGACAUUGCUGACAGCCCUGAUGUCUCUGAGAACAUUGGCACAUCUGUGACCCUUCCCUGUACCGCCAUCCUGGGCAACCCAACCCCUAAAAUCUACUGGUAUCGGGACGGUUCACUGAUCCGACAGGGAACCCACUAUCGCAUCAUGGAGGAUGGUGGUUUGGUGAUACGUCCGCUCAGACUCGAUGACGCUGGCAUGUAUAGGUGUGUGGCCAGUAACGUCGCGGGUAACGACACGUUGUGGACUCAAGUCACGGUCCAAGUGCCACCAACAAUCAACGAAACAGAAACCAGCUACUCUGUCAUCUACCGUGACUCCGUUGAGCUGUUCUGCCCAGCGGCCGGAUUUCCACGACCGACCGUCACAUGGUUUAAGAACGGCCUUCCAAUCUCCACCAAUGAGCUGAAUCAGUACAUCACGGACCAGGGCUCGCUCGUUAUUACGUUUGCCAAUGAAGAGGAUUCUGGGACGUAUACUUGCAUGGUGUCCAACAAGGCCGGAAGCACAGAACUGGAGAUAUCGCUCUAUGUUCUUUUGCCGCCGUCAAUCAGUGACCCGCCCUUAUCCCCUAACCUUGACGUCACCAUCGGUAGCACCAUUACCAUCGACUGUCAGUCGGAGGGUCUACCCCCACCCACCAUCCACUGGCUCCGUGACGGUACCCAGCUACGCAGCAGCGGUUCCAACUACGUCAUUGAUGCGUCGGGAUCGCUGACACUGCAACGAAUCUCCGUCAAUGACCAGGGACAAUAUGUCUGUGUCGCGUCCAACAUCGCCGGUAACUCCACCAAGACCAUUUAUCUUAACGUACAAGUACCUCCAAGUAUACAAGAGAGCGGUCCCAUCGACCUCACCGUACUAGCCGGGGACUCUAUCCAGCUAUCCUGUGAAGCAAUCGGCAUUCCCGCUCCCGAGGUCACAUGGCAGAAAGACGGCGUCCAACUCCGACGCAAUUCACAACUUGUCUUCUUGCCAUCAGGAACUCUACAGGUGCGCGAGGCCGACCAGUUGAAUACCGGUACCUACAUGUGUGUAGCCAGCAAUGCAGCCGGGUCUACGUCGAACGUCAUCACGCUGACCGUACACACGUUUCCAAACGUCACCAACUUUCAGAGCCUGUACGUCAUCAACCAGACACAAUCCGUCACGCUCCGGUGCCCCGCCACCGGUUACCCGCCACCUUCAGUCAUGUGGACUAAAGACGGCAUGCCCAUCUCGGAGAAUGACCUGGACCGAUCCAAGUAUGCCAUCGACGAGUCUGCUGGUACCCUGCAAAUCAUUGAUGCCAAGUAUAUGGAUUCUGGAACCUACGAGUGUCUGAUUACCAACGUGGCCGGUGGGAUAUCCAAACAGAUCACAUUGACCGUCAACGUUCCUCCAAGUACUGACGGCGACGGCGAUACCCCCACCCUUCAAGUCACCCUGGACCAGUCCAUCUCCCUUCAGUGUGACGUCAUCAGUUACCCGCCGCCUGAAUACACCUGGCUGAAGAACGGCCGUCCCCUACCGGCUGAUCUACGACACGUCAUCAGGCAGGACGGAACACUUGCUCUGUCCUCCCUGAGAUUGAUUGACAGCGGAACGUACACCUGCAUCGCUAGUAACGUCGCUGGACGCACCAACAUCGUCUACCGACUACAAAUUAUCUCGCCCCCGUCAAUCGCACCAGGCUCGACCGAACUGACCUCGGAGUCCGGCCGAACCAUUGAGCUCUCCUGCGAAGUGGACGGUAUCCCGACUCCCAUGGUCCAGUGGCACAAGCACGGCGUACCCCUGGACAUAGACAACGAUCCCAGAAUAAAUAGACUGGUGGCCGGCUCUCUCAGGAUCCAAGGUGUGAUAGAAGAGGAUAGCGGAGAGUAUGAAUGCUAUGCCAUCAAUGCUGCUGGAUCCGCAUCCAGAAUUAUCAAUCUGAAUGUCAGAGUUUCCCCCACCAUCCUUGAGACACCGAGGCUGUACACGGUCAAGGUUCGUUUCCCGGUCACCCUCCUGUGUCCCGUCACCGGUACCCCGCAGCCUGAGAUCACCUGGCUCAAGAACGGCGAAGAGAUCGAGGAUAUUCGCUACUUUAAAACUCCAGAGGGCUCCCUCCGUAUCGCAUCCACAGUUCGGGAUGACGAUGCUGUCUUCACGUGUGUCGCUAAGAACGAGGCCGGGACUACCUACAGGGACUUCCGAUUGACUAUUUAUGUUCCUCCUUAUGACCUGACCAUCGCUCCCGAGAUGUACGACGUCUUCUUAAAUGACCGCGUCUCCCUGGCCUGCAUCAUCGACAGCUUCCCGCCCCCCACUAUCGUCUGGAAGAAAAACGGGGAGGAGCUGGUCAUCGACGGAGAGGACUACAUCCAGAUGGAGCAUUCCUUGGAGAUUCCUAAGGCUAAAGUGGCUAACUCCGGCAUCUACGAGUGUGUGGCGACUAACGUGGCUGGCAAUACUACCAGGAGUAUGACUGUGCAUGUUAUGGUCCCACCACGUAUCGGCGCGGGGCCCUCCAUCAUCAAAGCUUUCCCCGGUCAUUCUAUCACCCUCCCCUGUGAAGCCGUGGGCAUCCCUGCCCCCGUCCACACCUGGGAGAAAGCUGGACGGCUUCUAGAUCUUGAAGACACUCGGAUUGUUCAACUGUUCUCUGGGUCCCUAGCCAUCGAUAAUUUGCAGCUGACUGACGCUGGGACGUAUCUGUGUCUGGUGCAGAACGACGCUGGCUCUGACACGAAAGAAAUCAGAGUCGAAGUUCAGAUUGCACCGGUCAUCAUCCUGGACCAACCCAACACGCUGGAGCGACGAAUCAACAGCGAAGUCAAGAUUGACUGUAAGGCGUACGGUACCCCGCUCCCCGAGAUCAGCUGGUACAAAGACGGACGUAAGAUCCGUCAGUAUGAGAACGGUUUCACCAUCUUACCCAACGGGACCUUACUGAUCUCUAAUCUACAACCUAACGACGAUGGAUUGUAUGAAUGCUGGGCCAUGAGCGAGAGUGGGAAUGCAACUCUAGAAGUCUCCAUAGAUACGCAAAUGAGACCCCACAUUGAAGGCGAGAACACCAUCUACCAACCACAGACAAUCUCAGUCAGCCAGUACGAAAACGUCUACCUCCACUGUAACGUAACAGUGGCUCAUCCAGAGGCGACCAUCCAAUGGUACAGGGAUGGUAGGAUCAUCACUAGCAGAGGGGAUAUGGGAAUACAGGUUGGCAUGGGCGGAGCACGGCUGAGUAUUCCGUCGAUACAGGAGGCGGAUGCCGGCAUGUAUCAAUGCGUGGCUACUAACAGGAUUGGAGAUAGUAGUAAACACUUCCAUGUCAACGUUCACGUCCUGCCAGUCAUCAACAGCCUCCGUUACGAGGAGCUCAUCGUCAGCGCCGGCGAAUCAGUCCGCAUCCCCUGCGAAGCCACGGGUUACCCCACCCCCCGCAUCGCUUGGAGGUUCGAGGACCGUCCCGUCUCUGGCCAGAACCUCCGCUAUAACAUCCACCCUGACGGAACGUUAGAGAUUCCCUCUGUGUUUGUCUGGGAUCAAGGACGUUACAUGUGCACUGCCAAGAGUGUCGCUGGGAACGCUUCAAGAGUUGUUGACGUGAGAGUCAUGGUCCAUCCCACAAUCACUCAAGUCCAGACCUCCCUGACGCGCAUCGAAGGCUCCUCCGUUGUCCUCCCUUGCGAGUCGGCCGGCGUACCGGAACCCACCGUGACUUGGGAGAAAGACGGAGUGGCCUUAGAUCCCGACGAGGAUCCCGACAUGGAGAUGAUGUUCACUGGAUCCUUGAGACUGACCCACGUGAAUGCCUCGGACGCUGGACUGUAUCGGUGUAUCGCCAAGAACGACGCCGGCUAUGCUUCCAUCUCAAUGACAUUCAUCGUACAGACUCCUCCCGUACAUGACCCGUUCACCCCAAAGAACGUCACCACUGUCGCCUCCAACGAUGCUAUCAUCCCAUGUAAGAUGACCGGUAAUCCCAAGCCGCGCAUCCGCUGGUUCAAGAACAAUCGUCCGGUCUCGGUCAAUCGUGGCAAGUAUCGGCAGCUUCCCGACGGCUCGCUGCUGAUACGCAGCGUGCGGGCCAUGGACAGCGGGCGAUACAUGUGUGUCGGUGAAAACGGCGUCGGGGUGAAAUCCAACAGCGUCGAUCUGGUUGUGCCCAUUCCGCCUCGCAUCCCCAACUCCGGCACCCCAACUGAAUACCCAGUCUCGGAGCUAAUGCCCAUAGAUCUCCAGUGUUUCAUCACGGACGCCUACCCACCACCCCUCAUCAUGUGGUUCAAAGGCCGCGAACUCUUGACCGAUAACGACGUCGGCAUCACUAUCGAUAACGACGUCUUGCACAUCGAUGCCAUCAGAAUCGAGGAUGCUGGAGAGUACAGCUGUCUGGCCUUCAACUUGGCCGGGAAUGCGACAAAGACUUGGAACAUUGAUGUGCAAACUCACCCCCGCAUCGUUGGAGAUUCCAUCAUCCGUGUGACCGUUCACCAAGACGCCCAGAUCUCCUUGCCCUGUUCCGUCGAGGCGACCCCAGCUCCCUGGAUAGAAUGGGAGAAAGACGGUGAAAUCCUGCCCGCCAAUGUCCCCAGUCGAGAAAUUGGCGGCUUUUUCACAUUAGAGAUACCGGACGCCAAGAGAAGCAACAGUGGUAUCUAUAGAUGUCACGCUCGGAACUGGGCCGGUAAUGCCUCCAUCAUCUUCAUCGUUGAAGUGCAGGUCCCACCUGUGAUUGAAGACCCCUUGAAGGAGGUCAUCGCCGUCGGCCUGGGUCAAUCCGUCGUCAUUCCUUGCCGAGCGUCGGGCUUCCCUCCUCCAGACAUCUCCUGGCAGAAGAACUAUCAAGACAUCCCCAAGAACAGCCUGGCCAUGAGAGUCAUGCUGGACGGCUCCUUGGUCAUCAACAGCACCAGGGUAGGGGAUACUGGUCAGUACGCUUGCCUGGCCAACAGCGUGGCUGGAUUCCAGAUGAGAGAGGUCACUCUUAAGGUCCAAGAGGCGCCAUACAUCCCUCGCCCCCAACUGACAGCAGAAACCCCCAGGUACGGAUCCGUCGUACUUCUGACCUGCCCCGUCACCGGUACCCCGCAACCGGAUAUCAUGUGGUUGAAGGACGGCAUACCAGUUGAUCCGUAUGAGACCGAGAUAUUCGAUAACGGCACGCUGAUACUUAGGGACAUCCGGGGAAGCGACACUGGGACGUAUGAGUGUAUCGCUGUCAACGAAGUGGGCAAUUUCAGCAUUUUCAUUGAUGUCACUGUCCACGUUGAGCCAGAGAUCAGCAACUCGUCCUCCAUCACCCUCCUCACAGUUCUCCUCAACCAACGUAUGGACAUGUUCUGCGAGAUCCUGAACUCCGUACCCCCGGCAACCAUCGUGUGGUACAAGAACGGGGAACCGCUACCCAACCAAGACCCUAACUUCUUCACCCAAGCCGACAACCAAGUCUUGACGUUUAGUAGCAUUCAGACGGCUGAUUCGGGGACCUACGAAUGCCGUGCCACUAACAAGGCCGGCAGCACCAAGAAAAUAUUCAAUGUCGAAGUCCAAGUUCUACCAGUCAUCGACAGCUCCGGCCCCAUCGACCCCAUCUCAAUCACCGUCACCCAAGACAGAUCCGUGGACCUACCCUGCUACGCUAGCGGUAACCCACAACCCACCAUCACCUGGUACAAGCAGGGCCAGCGGGUUACCCAUAAUACACCUGGUGUCCGGGUCAGUCGGGACGGGACGACACUUAGCAUCAGCCGAGCUAGCGUCAUCCAUGCUGGGCAGUUCACGUGUGUAGCGUCGAGCGGUAUUGGGAACGCUACCAAGGUCUUUGUCAUUGGAGUUCAUGUCCCACCAGAGAUAGACAACGCUGAGUUCCUUCACAACAUCACCGUUAUACAGAACAACAGAGUCCUUCUGGAGUGUCCUACUAUCGCUAUUCCUGUCGCAAACAUCCAGUGGUUUAAAGACAAUCAACUCAUGGCCAGGUCACAGAAUAACAUCAUCAUCCGAGAUGGUGGCAUGGUGUUGGAGAUCCGAGAUGCACAACAACUGAAUGAUGGACGAUACCACUGUGUAGCUACCAACAUUGUCGGGGAAAGUGCCAAAUACUUUGACCUGAAAGUCCAUGUUCCCCCGCAGCCAGUUAUCGUUGCUAGUCGUAACAGCUCAGUGGACACCGGUGGGUCAGUCACGUUGGAUUGUGGGAGUGAUGGCUACCCACCACCAACGAUCACAUGGAAGAAAAAUGGCGUGUUUAUAUCCCCAGCCAGCUCAAGGUACCAGUUGUCCUCGGGCAGUCUCCAUAUACCACAGGUCAGUGUUGCUGACAUGGGAUACUAUGAGUGCUUCGUCUCAAACGUCGCUGGCAACUUCACCAAAUCAUUCACCAUAGAAGUCUUGGUUUCGCCAAGCAUCGAGCCCGUCCCAGACACCAUCUCCGUCAGCUUGGGUCGUCCCGUCCGGAUCCCGUGCUCCACCUCUGGCAAUCCUCGUCCGACCAUCACCUGGCAGAAGAACAAUCGCAUCUUGACCCUCGACAUGGGUUACACCAUUCUAGACAACGGGAUGCUGAUGAUUGACAGCUCGGAGAUGAGUCACGCUGGGCGGUACAUCUGUACCGCUCGGAGUAAGGCGGGAUCAUCUGUACUCAGGGUGGACCUGCAAGUUCAAGUGUCACCGUCCAUUGACGGACCGGCGUUCACCGAGCACUCGGUCACCGAGGAAGACCAGAUCACUCUAUCAUGCGAGGUCACUGGUAUCCCGCCUCCUGUCAUACGUUGGAUCCAUAACAGUCAGGAGAUCACCGGCAACGGUUUCCAUUACAACAUCCUACCCAGCGGCUCGCUGCAGAUACCGGUAGUCCGUCGCGAGGACCAGGGAUUGUAUGUCUGCUUUGCGGAUAACGGAGUCGGUAUUGCUCAGAUACAACGAUAUCUUGAGGUCAAAGUUCCCCCGAGCCCCAGACCUCGUCAACCCACAGACUUGUCCGUCAAUCUCGGUAACGUUGCUCGUCUCUCCUGCAUCGUCGAUGCCUUCCCUCCUCCUGUCAUCACCUGGGAGAAAGACGGAGAACCCAUCGAUACCUCAAGACGUCUGGCCAUUGAAGAUGACGGCACUCUGGUCAUUGAGCAAGUACAAGAAAGUGAUAGCGGUCAAUACGUCUGCACAGCUACCAACGUGGUGGGACACGCAACAAGAACAGUUGUACUGGCCAUACAUGUCGGUCCACGUUUCGUCAGUUUCCCCAACGACAUUGAGCUGGGCACCAGGGAUCGGUUAGAGCUGGUCUGCGAGGCCCAGGGUUACCCUCCUCCAGACAUCUCCUGGUACAUCAACGGAACGAAGACAGUCAGCCCGCCCACCAUCAACGGCAGAAGCACCUAUGUGAUUGACAACAUCAGCAAGAAGGACGAAGGAACGUACAAAUGCUCAGCCGACAACCAGCUGGGAAGCCGCACCGCGACGGCGUAUGUUACCGUCAGAGUUCCACCGAGUAUUUCCGUGUCUACAGAUGAUAAGGAUGUCCGCGUGGGCGACAUCACCGUCUUAGAUUGUGCCUCGGCAGGCGACCCACCACCUGAAGUGGUCUGGCUGAAGGGGAACAAGGUCGUCAGUUACGAUAACCGGGUCCAGAAAGCUCCAAACGGUUCACUUAUCAUCUAUAGAACACGGGCUCAGGAUGCUGGUCAGUACAUUUGCCGAGUCUACAACAGGUUUGGGAGCGACACUGUCGCAGCACUCAUAGCUGUGCAAAGGAAACCAACGUUCGUGGUUGAGCCCAUGAACACCACAUCUGACCAGGGCUCCACGGUCAAACUGGACUGUCUAGUAGAAGGAGAACCCAAACCGUCGGUCAGUUGGCUCAAGGAUGGCUACUUAGUGGCCAGUCAAGGAAUAUCCAUCUUGCCCAAUAAGACAUUGCUUAUUGUGGCUGCUAAGCGUGAAGAUACCGGUCGCUACGUGUGUCAAGCAACUAACUCUUUGGGUCCGCAAUCGGUGGCUGUGUUUGUGACGAUCAGAGUGCAUGGACAGUUUUCGGAAUGGGAGCCUUGGGGCGAGUGUAGUAAAACGUGCGGUGAGGGUGCGUACCAACGACGUACCAGACAAUGCAACAAUCCAGCCCCGGCCAAUAACGGUAGACAGUGUUCAGGGCCGUCAACCGAUAACAGAGACUGUAGCCUCCCAAUGUGUCCUAUCGAUGGUGGAUGGAGCAGUUGGCAACCGUGGGGUGAGUGUUCAGUCACAUGCGGUAGCGGGAUUCGAACCCGGGUACGUUACUGUGAUAACCCACCACCACAGUACAACGGACGAGGGUGCGAUGGGGCGCCGAGCCAACAAGCCGAGUGCGUCGUGAGGAACUGCCCAGUGGAUGGGAAGUACGGCCCAUGGACUAACUGGCAGCCGUGUAGUGCGACAUGCGGCAACGGUGAGCAGAUCCGAACCAGACAGUGUAACAACCCGCCGCCUUCCAACUUUGGCCGUGAUUGCUUGGGACCGGCCGAGCACAAGAGAAUGUGUUCAGAGAGGGACUGCCCAGUUGAUGGGCGUUGGAACAACUGGUCACCAUGGACGACCUGCUCACGUUCCUGCAACGGGGGACUGCGGACGAGAUCCCGUACCUGCCAGGCACCGCAGAACAACGGCCGAGAAUGUGCGGGGAAUAACAUCGAACAAGACAUUUGCAAUGUUGAACGCUGCCCAAUCCAUGGUAACUGGUCCCCCUGGGAGGCCUGGACCAGCUGUAGUGCAUCAUGCGAUGGUGGGCGCCAGUAUCGAUUCCGUUCCUGUUCGCGUCCUGCUCCUCAGUACAAUGGCAGACGCUGCCCCGGCAAGGCUCAAGAAGUUAGAACUUGUAACCAGGAGGAAUGCAGACGAAAUGGUAACUGGAGUCCAUGGUCUGCCUGGGGUCCCUGUUCACAGACAUGCGGCGAUAGCGAGAGCGUCAGAGAACAUACAUGCGACAAUCCGGCCCCUGCUAAUGGCGGUCUGCCGUGUGUUGGUCCUCGGACACAAAUAAGGAAGUGUAACGUCCCGUCUUGCAUAGGAGGACCGAUCCAGGCUGUCGCCGACGUCUCUGGUAACAUCAACGGGGAGCAGUUUGGCACGACUCUGCUCAUCGCUAACGUGUCGUCUGAGACCAGAGGCUACAGUCUGGUCUCGGCAAGGAUGUACAACAUACCAGGCACUGUGGGUUACGCUCUUCGCUAUCUGAUCUCCCUGAUCUCCCCUAUCUACUGGACCAGCGCCUACGAACUCGGCGAUGCGAUCAACGGCUACACGCUCACCAAGGGAACAUUUGAACGAGAAACGGAAGUUGUCUUCGGAUCAGGAGAAACGAUGCAAAUCCAAUAUCGGGUGACUGGGGUAGACGCUGACGGCAUCCUCAGACUCAGCGUAGUCGUCAGCGGCGAGGUUCCCGAGUUCUACGAAGACGACGAAGUCAUCUUCUUCCCUUACGACGAGGACUACAUCCAGACCGGUCCCGGCGAGAUCUUUGCUCAGUCCACUCGGGUCUUUACAGUGAAUGGUAUUCCAAUCCCUUACGCCUGGAAGCAUCUGAUAAAUUAUGACCAGGCCGGUGUUAGCAUGCCGUUCUUGGUGGAGACAUUGAAGGCGAGAGGACUGCAGGGCACCUUUAACCCUCUGGAGCAAAUGAUGGAGUACGGCGUGCAGGUCUCCAUACAAGAAGGAAGCCCCAGUAAUCAGUGUCCUCAAGGAUUCUACUUUGACCAAUCAGGUCCUUACUGCAGAGAUGAGGAUGAGUGUGCACAGAGUGGAACAUGUCACCACCGAUGUGAGAACACCCACGGUAGCUAUCAGUGCUCCUGCAUCAAAGGUUACAAGUUGGAUCUCAACAACAGAUGCACAGACAUUAAUGAAUGUGAGGCCACGCCCAACCUCUGCUCGGCCAAUCAGGACUGUCAGAACAUUGCCGGGGGUCAUGUCUGCUUGACCAAAUGCCGAAUUGGUUACCAGCGACUGCCAACGGGACUAACCUGUGACGAUGUGAAUGAGUGUGAGGAGAACGUAGGCCUGUGUGAUCAUCAAUGUCAGAACACCUUGGGUAGCUACAGAUGCAGCUGUAACCGUGGUUUUGAACCUAGAGGAAGCGCAUGUGUAGACAUUGAUGAAUGUGAGCGUCCCAAUGCAUGUGCAUCCCGAGAUCAACAAUGCACCAACACGCGAGGAAGCUUCACCUGUAUCACGGUCUGUCAGAGUGGAUUUGAACGAGCUCCAAACGGAUCAUGCGCUGAUAUCAACGAGUGUUCAAAUCCUAUUUUGAAUCGUUGUUCUCGCAUUCAGACCUGUCAGAACACUUACGGUGGCUACGCUUGCCUCUGUCCUAGAGGCUACAGGAGUGAUCGUCAGACCAGUAUAUGCCUCGAUAUUAACGAGUGUCACGAUAGUCCCUGCAGCUACGAGUGUCGAAACACAAAAGGCAGCUACGAGUGCAUCUGUCCGGAGGGCAUGCUGCGGUUGAUGGAUCGUAAGACCUGCGUUGGCCGGGCAACGCGACCAAACACUGGCCAGUUGAUUAACGAGAAGUCCUGCCCACUGGGUUACCAGCUUAUCAAAAAUGUGUGCACCGAUGUGGACGAAUGUCAGAAGGGACGUGAGCGAGGCCACAGUUUCUGCCAAGGGACCUGUGAGAAUACCGCUGGCAGUUAUCGAUGCUCGUGCCCCAACGGUUACGUCAUGAGUGAGGACCAGUUUAACUGUGAAGACGUCAACGAGUGUGAAGCGAACCGAUGCGGGCGCGACAGAAUGUGCUUCAACACGUUGGGAAGCUACGAGUGUGUCUACGUCCCCUGUCCAAGGUUCUAUCGGAGAGCUGAACUACAACUGGCUGCAGGAACGCAGUUCAGUUGCAUUAAAGAGUGUCCGAAGAAUAUGCCAGACUGUUACGAUCUUGAAGAUUCCAUCCGAUACAAGACCUUCGCUCUGGCCAGGGACUCCAGUCUGGGCUGGCCUACCAGAGAUUUGUUCUUAAUGGAAGUCAUCAAUACCAUUGACGGCAGGGCUGAGGAUAACGUCUACUUCACCAUCAUUGACGUCAGAGGAUCACAAGAAUACUGCAAUUGCAUCAUGCCUUUCAGAAUACGUCGGGAAAACGGCAAGACGUUCGUGGCGACUACCUCCACAUUGGAUGAGCCUAAACAAUACAAGUUGACAGUCAAAGCCUCGGUCUACGAUGCGCGUAACGUCUUCCAGUAUGCCUCAAGACACAUCAUCUUCAUCUCAGUGUCUGCGUAUCCUUACUAAGCAUGAAGCUAGGGGGCGCUGUUCAUAAGUCUUCCAAAUGUAACAGCUACAAUUGUGAGCCUUGGAAAUAUUUUUUUUAUUAAUGGCGUUACCUCAGAUAGAGACUUUCAUCCAAAAGAUCAGAUGACAAUUGAUACCCCAACUCUACAGUCUGUUUUUAACAAAAAUCUACAAUCUGUCUGUUAGAUUUGUCUGUUAGAUAUUAUUCUUGACUAAAAUUGUUUUUAUAUAUACAAAAAAAAUUGUGUAUAAUUACUACAUAUGCUAUUAAUUUGUUUGCGUGCGAGCUGCCAUUUUUGGUACAUGUUUUUUUACACAAUUAUCAAGUAGAUAUUUUAUGAAAGUAUUUUUUGGUGUCAAAAGUAUUUUUAUUAUCGCUUCAAACCUUUCUUGUAAACGCUUGAUUAUGAGAAAAGUUUGAAAAAAUAUUUUGUUACAAAAACUGAAGUUGUAAAUGUUCACCCGCUAUCAUUAAAACUUUUAGUAACAUACUUUUAUAAAAAUGUUACUUCUCAUUUAAAAAAAUAUCUAGAAUUUAUAAAAAAUAAAAAUCUACAUGUUUUCUAGACUUUACGUUGAUUUUUGAUAUGUUAAUUUGACCAAUAAAGGGCUUACCAGUGGGGGAUUUUUUUAUAAACAAAAUGUAGGGACGGCCUAGUAGGUUUGUUCUAUCCAAGUGUUUGUUCACGUUUUUGAGAAAACACUUUCAAAUUAUUGCCCUGUUAAGGUCUUCCGAUAGUAUGGUAAGGGAAUGUCGCAAAAGUCGGAACGUUCCCGUUCCGUAUGUAACGCGGUGUGUUCCCAUCGUGUUCCCAACAUGAAUAGGCCAUUCCUGAGUAAGCGUACAUGCGCGUAGAUCAUAGCUGCAGGCAUGCAACUUUUCCUCGGAUCCGCUGAUU
Messenger RNA from Patiria miniata (bat star), 15616 nucleotides. RefSeq names its product hemicentin-1-like. Gene Ontology annotation, cellular component: axon; plasma membrane. Bases 735 to 14717 code for a protein of 4660 amino acids. Lineage: Eukaryota; Metazoa; Echinodermata; Asteroidea; Valvatida; Asterinidae. The record is from RefSeq and is a predicted model, not a curated record. Gene Ontology annotation, molecular function: cell-cell adhesion mediator activity; calcium ion binding. Gene Ontology annotation, biological process: dendrite self-avoidance; homophilic cell-cell adhesion; axon guidance. The transcript has 69 exons.